UGUGGGACUUUAACUUGCAGUGGAGUGUUUCUACAUUAUUUCAUAACGUGUCCACUGCCGUGUCCUGGAUAGUAAACUCAGUGAAAUUUAGAAAUUUCCAUUACUUAGCUGGGUUACCUAAUUUAUAUCACUACUGAAAAAAUAACACAGGUUGUUGUGGUAAUUGUCAGGACAACGUGUACAAAUUCGUCUACGUUUCUAAAUAUUAUUGUUCAGUGAAUGAAAGUAUGAAACAUUUAACUGCCCGCUUUGUGCUCGUAUGAGUCGUUUCUGACGAUCCUACACUCCCCAUAAUGCACUCGGCACGCUUCGCUUCCGGUCUUGCGCCGUUUCUGGAGCGGAUUGGAACCCGGAGUCAGGAUUCGAUAAAUGAAGGGUCUUUUGCAGAAAAGGUUGGCAUAAUGGCUGAGCAGACACCAGAUGAGUUCAUCUGGUGUGAGGACUGCGGCCAAUACCAUGACUCGGAAUGUCCUGAGCUGGGGCCGCUGGUGACCGUCCAGGACUCCUUUGUACUCAGCCGGGCCCGGUCAUCUUUACCAAGCAGUCUGGAAAUCAGACAGGUGGCUGACGGGCAGGAGGGGGUGUUUGUCCUGCGCCGACUGGUUAAGAGGACUCGUUUUGGGCCCUUCGAGGCUAAGAGGGUCUCCCACUUAGAGAAUGAAGGAGCAUUCCCUCUGAAGAUCUUCCAGAGGGAUGGCCUGGUGAUGUUUCUUGAUUCCAGCAGUGAAGACGACUGCAACUGGAUGAUGUUGGUACGACCUGCCACCGACCACAAACACCAAAAUCUGACAGCUUACCAACAGGACGAUGACUUGUACUUCAACACCUCUCAGGAUGUGCUUCCAGGAACGGAGCUGAGGGUCUGGUACGGAGCUUUCUAUGCCAAGAAGAUGGAGAAGCCCAUGCUUAAGUCUCCGCUUCAGCCACCACCACCUGCAGCAGAUGUGACGUCUUCAUUUGCUAAAAUGGAGACCUCAGAGAGGACUGGAGCCCACGCACCUCCAGUGGCUGAAGAAAAGAGUACAGGCAACAUGCUGAGUCACCUUGAUGAUGGAAAGACGGUAACGGUGCUUCCAGCCGACCCGCUCCUGCCUCAAGAGGUUGGCCCCCCUGAUGAGGAAGAGGAGGAGGGUGACCCCUCGGCAGCUCAAGCAGGCCCCAAGAGAGGGCAGGGCAGAGGGAGGAGAGCUAAGGGGCGCAGGGCCGGAGCAACAGCUGCCGCAAGCAAAAACAACGAUGUGACACCGCUGGUGGAGAGCUCCAAGCCGGUGGCCUCAGAGUCUUCAGCAGCAGCAGAGAGCAGCAGCAGCCUGCUGAGCGCUCCAGACAGCGGGGCUGUCCUGAAGAGACACAAAGCCAGAGAGCACAAGAGGGUGUACCGCUGCUCCCUCUGCAACAAGGUCUUCCAGAACAGCAGCAACCUUAACCGACACAUCCGAUCACACGGUGAUAAGCUGUUCAAGUGUGAUGAAUGUGACAAGUUGUUCAGCCGCAAGGAGAGUCUGAAGCAGCACAUUUCAUAUAAGCACAGCAAGAACAUGCCUGACCAAGAGUACAAAUAUAAGUGCAACACAUGUGAGAAAUCCUUUCGCCUGGAAAAUGCCUUAAAGUUCCACAACUGCCGGACAGGUAGGAUUAUCUCCUUGUUUUUCCAUUUUCAAAAGUUUCUGUUCACAGCCCUGCCAGGUCACAUCCUGUCGGACUUCACUCAUUCCAUCUUCUUCUCUUCUCCAGACGACAAGACGUUCCAGUGUGAUAUCUGCUCGCGGUUCUUCUCCACCAACAGCAACCUCUCCAAGCACAAGAAGAAGCACGGCGAGAAGCUGUAUUCCUGUGAAAUCUGCAACAAGAUGUUCUACCGUAAGGACGUGAUGCAGGAGCAUCACAGGAGGCACGGUGUGGGACCAAAGCACAUGAAGAGAGAGGAGCUGGAGGCCAAUGGAGAAGAAGGGACCAAGUACAGGAAGGAGCCCUCACCCUGUCCCAUCUGUGGAAAGGUGUUCUCCUGCAGGAGUAACAUGAACAAGCAUUUGUUGACUCACGGUGAUAAGAAGUACACCUGUGAGAUCUGCGCCCGUAAGUUCUUCCGCGUGGACGUUCUUCGAGACCACAUUCACGUUCACUUCAAGGACAUAGCCUUAAUGGACGAGCAGGAGAGAGAGGGCUUCAUCAAGAAGAUCGGCAUUUCACCGGGCGACAGCGACGAAUCUGAAGACGAUGAAGAAGAAGACGAUCCUGAGCACCACAAGUACAACUGCAAGAAAUGUCAGCUGUCAUUUGCAAAGGGCAGAGAGUACCUGAAGCACAUCAUGGAGCAGCACAAAGAGAGAGGCUACGGCUGUGGGAUCUGUAACCGACGCUUUGCCCUGAAGGCCACGUACAAUGCUCACCUGGUCAUCCACAGAGAGCAGCUGCCUGACCCUGCAGUGCAGAAGUACAUCCAUCCAUGUGAAAUCUGUGGCCGAAUCUUCAAUAGUAUUGGUAACCUAGAAAGGCACAAGAUCAUCCACACUGGGGUGAAGAGUCACAGCUGUGAUAAGUGUAACAAGUCAUUCGCAAGGAAGGACAUGCUGAAGGAACACCUCAGGGUUCACGAUGACAUCCGAGACUUCCUGUGUGCAGAGUGUGGGAAAGGCAUGAAGACCAAGCAUGCUCUAAGGCACCACAUGAAGCUUCACAAGGGCAUCAAAGAGUAUGAGUGUAAGGAAUGUAACCGCAAGUUUGCCCAAAAGGUCAAUAUGCUGAAACACUACAAGAGACAUACGGGUAUAAAAGACUUCAUGUGUGAGCUGUGUGGAAAGACAUUUAGUGAGAGGACGACUCUGGAAACACACAAACUUAUCCACACAGUGGGUAAGACAUGGACAUGUGCGACAUGCGAUAAGAAGUACCUGACAGAAUACAUGCUGCAGAAGCAUGUCCACCUAACUCAUGAGAAGGUGGAGGCCCAGUCGUGUCACCUCUGUGGAACCAAGGUGUCCACCCGCGCUUCCAUGAACCGACACCUGCGACGAAAACACCCUGAGGUGGUGUCUGUAAGAAUCGAUGAGUUUGAUGAUCUUCAGGAAUCUUCGACAAUAAAUAAUUCGUCUAUCAGCAUUGUGCAGCCCACUCUGACCCUAGAAAAAGAUGGAAUGGCUCAGGAUAGGCCCAGCCGACCCUCCCGACACCCCAAAAAGAAGCAGAGGGUUCAGGCUGAGCCCGAGCUCUCCGAGUCUGACGAAUACAUGGAUUUCACUGAGCCAAGACACGAAUCCAUGGCAGAGUACAACACUGUUAUUGUCGGUGACGAGACUGAAACAAGCUCUGCUGUGCAGAGUAUCCAACAGGUGGUGGUCCUGGCCGACCCCAGUGCUCCGUCAGCAUCCUCACCCAACAGCUCAAUGGGGCUGACCAACAUCACAGUCACGCCCAUCACCAGCCACGCCCCCACCCAGUUCACCAGCCUGCAGCCUGUAGCCGUGGGCCACCUGACCGCUAGUGAUCGGCCCCUAACGCUGGACAAUUCCAUCCUCACCGUCACCUUCGACACCGUUAGCGCCUCCGCCAUGCUCCACAACCGGCCAACCGAACUGGUCCCAGAGACGGUGGGCCCUGGCGGGGGCGCUGCGUCCCAAUCAGUAGCACACUUUAUCAAUGUCACCACUCUGGUCAAUCCCAUGGGCCACCAGCUGGAGGCCCCAACUCUCGCCUGGAGGCCUGUCCCUGCGGCUGAAGGCAGCCAGGUUGCCCCCGUGGUGGAAGGUGCUCAAGAGAGUCAGGAGGCCCAGAAUCAGAGCCAGGAGCCAGGUCGACCCAUCCAGAGCCAACCACCAACCCCACAGCAGCAGAGUGGCUCCACACAGCAGAUGUUCAGCUAUUAGAGCAGAGACUGGAGGUGCUGGUCGCCUCGCACUCACAGACACUGUUAUAUAGUAGAGUAGAUUUUAUCAAGCUUUGAUCACUGUCACCCAGAUGCCUCUCCAGCCCCAAGGAAGUAAAAUAAAACUUGUAAUUAUUUUUUUUUUAUACAGAGAAACAAAGUGGCUGUUAAGAAUUAUCAUAUUUUAAAAGAAAGAAUGAGAGACUAGUGGUACAUUAAGCCCAAAUCACAAAUCCUCUGGAAGAUUUACAUUGCAAACCAAAGCAACAUGUGGAAUAUUCAAAUGCCUUACCAGCCUUUUAAAAACAUGCAUGUUUUUAAGUUAAAUCUGCUGCUCGAAAAUUUAAAUAUGUUAAGGUUUCAACCUGAAAAAGAUGCAUUUGGUGCAGUUGACAGUUUAAGUGAAAACACUCCUACAAGGUUAGUUGGAAUAUUCCUAAAAAUGGCUCAUUCAUGAAAUGUUAUUUUUGAAUGCUGUAAACUGUAAUUAUCGUCGAAGUGUCUGGAAAAAUACUGGAAGGGUUUUUGUAUAGUUAUUUUUAAACAAAAUACCUCUUUGAAA
This is a messenger RNA of Scatophagus argus, 4424 nucleotides long. RefSeq names its product PR domain containing 15 (gene prdm15). Bases 294 to 3863 code for a protein of 1189 amino acids. Gene Ontology annotation, cellular component: cytoplasm; nucleus. Gene Ontology annotation, biological process: regulation of transcription by RNA polymerase II; cell fate commitment. Lineage: Eukaryota; Metazoa; Chordata; Actinopteri; Scatophagidae. Gene Ontology annotation, molecular function: histone deacetylase binding; RNA polymerase II cis-regulatory region sequence-specific DNA binding; DNA-binding transcription factor activity. The transcript is spliced from 23 exons. The record is from RefSeq and is a predicted model, not a curated record.